Molecule: messenger RNA, 299 nt
Organism: Acaulospora colombiana
Lineage: Eukaryota; Fungi; Glomeromycota; Glomeromycetes; Diversisporales; Acaulosporaceae
Source: the annotation of a GenBank genome assembly
UCGACGAAGCGAACAAAGGAAAGGGCAAGGAGUUCUCUCCACCUUCAAUCUCACUGGAUUCGACCAUCAUUUUGACAGACCGCGUCAAAGAAUGGAUAGAAGAUGACGGUGUUCGAAGUUUAUAUGAUCCUGGUGAGGUGACCCCUUAUUUUCACCAGGUAUUGCGGCAGCUGGACAUGGAGUGCUACGAAAUAGGAGAGAAUAUAAAAGACAUCCAAGAGAGGGUGGAUUGGGUCCUGGGUAUUACUGGACUGAAUGCGUAUGGCGCAGCUGAGGGUCGCACAUUGGGACAAAGUUGA